AUGGUCUUUGUGAUGGCUGCCGCGCCGGAGGUUCCGGCAUUGCCGCCCCAGGCGAUCCAACUGUCCGUUCUGAUGCUGCUUGGAAGCUCCUUCUGUGGCUUGGGCACACUGGCCUAUGCGAGUGGCUUCCGAUGCCAGCGCCCGGUGGAUGAAAAUGCGUUUUAUUUUGUCGGUGGCCUCUUCAUUGGCUUCGUCCUGUUGGAGAUCCUUGCAGCGCGGCGCCUCGCGGGAGCGCACGUGGUGCAGGGUCCAGAGCACACGUAUGUACGAUGA
Durusdinium trenchii is the source of this 273-nucleotide messenger RNA. Lineage: Eukaryota; Dinophyceae; Suessiales; Symbiodiniaceae. The record is from the annotation of a GenBank genome assembly.